Molecule: messenger RNA, 888 nt
Organism: Colletotrichum truncatum
Lineage: Eukaryota; Fungi; Ascomycota; Sordariomycetes; Glomerellales; Glomerellaceae
Source: RefSeq, a predicted model, not a curated record
AUGUCUCCCAGCGCAACAGGAACCCCAUCUGCCGGCCCCCUCGCAUCGGCGUUGGACUCGGGAAAUACGUCGAGCGGUAAAGUGAAGCGACUCCAUCAGAUCCCAGUCCCCGAGACGAAAGAGGCCGCCCGCAGAUGGCAGCUGGAACAAAUGGCCGCCGCAUUUCGCAUCUUUGCCAAGUUGGGUUUCUCGGACGGCGCCAGCGGACACAUCAGCCUCAGAGCGCAUGAAGAUCCCGUAAGACCGGACACGUUCUGGAUCAACCCGUAUGGCGUACAUUUUGGCGUUCUCAAGGUGUCGGACAUGGUCCACAUUGAUGAGAACGGCAAUCGCAUUGGCGGCGCCGAUAAGCCGGUGAACACGGCAGGGUUCAUGAUUCACUCUGCUCUGCAUCUGAGGCGACCGGACGUCAACGCUGCCUGCCAUAUGCACAGCCCCUAUGGCCGAGCAUGGAGUACCUUUGGACGCCCAAUCGAGAUGCUGAACCAAGAUUCCUGCAUGUUCUACAACGACCUCUCCGUUUAUCCCUCAUUUGGUGGUGUCGUUCUCGCCAAGGAGGAAGGUCAGCGUAUUGCCGAUCACCUCGGUCCUACCAACAAGAACAUAAUUUUGCAGAACCACGGUCUUCUCACCUGCGGGGGCACCGUUGGCGAGGCGGCUGCUUACUUUAUUGCUCUUGAGCGCGCUUGUCAAAGUCAGCUUUUGAUCGAGUCAGCCAUUGCUCCGGGCAGCAACGGUGCUGCGAGCGGUCUGAAGAAAACCCUAGUUGAUGACGAGGAAGCUCAGUACACCAAGGAUGGCACUGGUACUCCGGAAGUCAUGUACAUGCAAUUUGUUCCGGAGUAUCAGUUGAUUUUGAAGGAGUCGGGUGGCGACUUCUUGCUGUAA